Molecule: messenger RNA, 1081 nt
Organism: Micropterus dolomieu (smallmouth bass)
Lineage: Eukaryota; Metazoa; Chordata; Actinopteri; Centrarchiformes; Centrarchidae
Product: myc target protein 1 homolog
Exons: 2
Coding region: 203-700 (165 amino acids)
Cellular component (GO): nucleoplasm
Source: RefSeq, a predicted model, not a curated record
UUGUAGCCACAAGAAGUGCGCCACGCUGCUGGCAGCAAACUGCAUAAACUAACCUACUACAGAAGGAGGGGUCGGAAAUGUGUGGUCUAGUUCCUGUCCCCUUAAUUUUUAGGGACAAAGGGGCUCAUUCUCUGGCUGAACAGUGAGGAAUUCCUGGUGUAUCUCUCUCUCUCCCAAGGUUUUUGUGGCACUUCACAGCGAUAUGAUUCUAGCAUUCUGUUUAUCUGUUCUUGUGGGAUUGCUGCUGGGUGCUUUGGUCUACGUUCUGUUAACCUGGGCAUCCAGACGCCAGGCCACCGCCAGGAUCACCAGGCGCUCCAAAAAGAGAUCUGGCACUUCACAAAAAGACAACCCUAUGAGCAACCAGCUAGGCCUUUACAGAAGCACUUUUCUGAGCGUCUACAGACAGCCUUCUCUGGAGCCAGUGGGGCCACUGGGGAGUAAGCCUGGCGUAGAGACCUCCACCUUUCGCCCACUGCCCAAGAGAAGCAGGGCUGGCCUGGAGAUGGGAGAGGACACUCAGGUCGCCGUGCCUGAAGACACGGCAGCUUCGAACUCAUCAGAUUCAGCAUCCCUUGUGCCAAACAAGAGACAUUCCUUCUGGUUGGGCAACAACGGACUUAAAGGUUUCCUGCCCUCACAGACUCCCCCUCCUGCAUACGACAGUGUCAUCCAUGCCUUUGAAGAGACUUGCACUUGAAUCUGUCGCCAUCAAUACAGCAAUAACUGAAAAAGGAGAACUUCACAGGACUUUCUGGUUGUGUUCUGCUCUUUAUAAGGGACAAUGUUCUCUGUAUAUAGAGAGAUCAGACCUCUAUAGCAGUGUGUCCUUAAUUGAAUAUCAUAUUAAGAGAUAUAGAUUAAUGCAGAUAACAAUCCUUUUUAUUGAUUAAUUGGUUUAUCCAUUAAUCAGUUAGUUUCCCCAAUAGAAUGUCUCAAAAAAACAUAAAAUACCCAACAAGGUUUCACAGAGCCCAAUGUGACUUCUUCAAAUUCCCCAAAUAUUACAUAUUUCAUGAUGUAAAAUAGAGACAAGCAGUAAAUCCUAACACUGGAGACGAUACAUAAGCAGAUGUUUGGU